Molecule: messenger RNA, 516 nt
Organism: Camellia sinensis
Lineage: Eukaryota; Viridiplantae; Streptophyta; Magnoliopsida; Ericales; Theaceae
Source: RefSeq, a predicted model, not a curated record
AUGUCUCCUGGAAGCCUCAUCCUUCUAACAUUGUCAUGCCUCUACAUGGCAAUAUAUCCCUAUCUUACCUAUGCAGCAACAGAUUCUAUAAGGCCCGGCCAACAGCUCCAGGAUUGGGAGCAACUCAUUUCUGUUCAAGCUGUCUUCAGGUUAGGCUUCCUUAGCCCCUCUCUAUCGAGUUCCACCAACACUGGAUCAUCUGGUUCUUGUUACUUGGCAAUAUGGUACGACAGGGUAUCACAUGUCGCGGUGUGGUUGGCCAACCGGCACAUUCCAGUAACCAAUUCUUCUGGAGUGAUUACGAUGGGCAGCGAUGGCAAGUUGAAAAUCAUGUAUGCCAACGGACAGGACAUUAUUAUAAACUCUGAUCAGGCACUGGGAACAUUAAUGAGCAAUGUAACUGCCACUCUGUUAGAUUCUGGCAAAUUGGUCUUGCGAGAGGAAUAUACUAGUGGUACCUUUGGGUCAAUCUUGUGGCAAAGUUUUGAUUAUCCGACAAAACAAUCUACUGCCUGA